Messenger RNA from Lottia gigantea (owl limpet), 882 nucleotides. RefSeq lists its product as hypothetical. The transcript has 8 exons. Lineage: Eukaryota; Metazoa; Mollusca; Gastropoda; Lottiidae. Gene Ontology annotation, biological process: protein dephosphorylation. The annotation marks the transcript as partial. Gene Ontology annotation, molecular function: cation binding; protein serine/threonine phosphatase activity. The record is from RefSeq and is a predicted model, not a curated record.
UAUAAACUGAAAGGUUUUGUAGCUGCUCAGAAAGGAGAAAGAGAAGAAAUGCAAGAUGCUCAUAAUAUUUUAGAUAAUUAUACAUCACAAUUUACUCAACUACAUCCUUCUGUAUCACGUCUGGGGUUGUAUUGUGUUUACGAUGGUCAUGGUGGUUUACGAGCUUCAAGGUUCGCUUCCCAGAAAUUGCCUUUACUUCUUCAACAUAGUUUUCCUACCGGUACUGUAACUGUGGUUGAAAAAGAGAUAAAAAAAUGUUUUAUUGAAGCGUUUAAAAAAGUUGAUGAAGAAUUUUUACAAAUGGCUAUUGGUGGUAAAAAUAAACCUUCGUGGAAAGAUGGUUCUACAGCUGUUUGUGUUUUAGUUAUAAAUGAUACAUUAUAUAUAGCUAAUUUAGGUGAUAGUAAGGCUGUGUUAUGUAGAUAUAAUAAAACUACCAGUAAAUAUACAGCUGUUGCCUUGACAACCGAUCAUAGUCCAAGUUUAUACCAAGAGAGAAUUAGAAUACAGAAAGCUGGAGGAACUGUCAGAGAUGGUAGAGUAAUGGGUGUAUUAGAAGUAUCAAGAUCUCUAGGUGAUGGUCCGUAUAAACGUCAUGGUGUUACGUGUUUACCAGAUAUUAAACGUUGUCAACUUACUGAUGAAGAUAGAUAUUUAAUGGUAGCUUGUGAUGGAUUAUGGAAAAGUUUUAGUAUGGAAGAAAGUAUUAAAUUUGUUAAUAAAAUAUUAGAUGUAAUUUAUAUAUCUAUAUUUUUACAGAAUAAAGAAGAAGAAGAGAGUAAAUAUGAAACAGCAUGUAAUAAAUUAGCCAGUGAGGCCGUGUUAAGACUGAGUGGAGAUAACGUCACUGUUUUAAUAACUUCUAUUUCUAAAUUUUCUUAA